Molecule: messenger RNA, 1418 nt
Organism: Spea bombifrons (plains spadefoot toad)
Lineage: Eukaryota; Metazoa; Chordata; Amphibia; Anura; Pelobatidae
Product: actin nucleation-promoting factor WASL-like
Exons: 7
Coding region: 1-1356 (451 amino acids)
Biological process (GO): actin filament organization
Molecular function (GO): actin binding
Source: RefSeq, a predicted model, not a curated record
AUGGCUCUCUUUAAUAAAAUUGGAUCCAUGUUCCAGGUACCAGAGGCACGUACUCAGAAUGUUUCAAUCUAUUAUUCUCCAAAGGAGGGUUACAAGGGACAAACCCAAAAAGCCAAACUGAAAAAAUCUGAUAUUGGCUCACCCAGUAACUUCAAACAUGUGACUCACGUGGGUUGGAGUUCUGUGCCGUCUUUAGAUGCUGGUUCUGAUGUUGACUUGAAGAGGCUUUUCAGCCUGGUUGGCAUUACUGAGGAUCACUUGCGAGACAGACAAAUGUCCCGUAAAAUUUUUGAAAUCAUUGAGAAGAAGGGUGGAAUGGAGGCUGUGAGAAAGGAGACUAUCAGAUUGUCAUCUGUUGAAAAACCCAGUGUUCGUAGUAGACUUCGUUCUUUGUCUUCUUCGCAGCUGACUCCAUCCAAGCGUCAGAGCUGUCCUAUUGUACCCUCUCCUUGUGCAGCGAAAAUGCCAGCCACAAUGACUCCUUCAGUGUUAAGCUAUCUUCCAUCUCUUAGCAGGGUACCACCUCCUUUACCCACACCCCCACCGUUCAUUGACUUCCCAGCAAUGUCUCCUCUUCCUCCAUUGCCUAAUUUAGAUUAUGUAUCACCUUCCUUGCGGUGUGCUUCAGGUUCUAAGUCCUCAGCUGGCUAUCCACCUCUACCGCCUAGGCCUAAUACUAGAAAGCGUUCUCAAGAUGUAUUGCUGCAGACUUCUAGCUAUUCACCUUUUAGUUCUUCUGGACAAAAGUCCUUGACUGGUUCUCAACUGCCUCCACCUCUCCCUUUACCUAAAAAAUCUUUAGGGAACCCAUAUCGUCUUACAGACCAGGAUUCUGCAAUUGAUGACACUUCUGCCCCACCACCUUUGGGGAAGCCGUUUGAUCUUCACAAAGACUCUGUAAUUUGUGAUGCUUCUGCCCCACUAUCUUAUGGGAAGCCAAAUGAUCCUCCUAAAGAAAAAGAUUGUACAACUGAAGACAUGUCUGCACUGCUGCCUCCUCCACCCCCACCUCUUCCAUUUAAUAAGAUUUCAUCAGAUAGUGAACUGUCAGCACCUACAAGCCUUUCCUGUGAUGACGUAGAUACUAUACUUCAAUUUAAGAGACAGACACAAAAUGUUGGUGCUAGAAAAAGUUCAAUGAAGCAGGCCAAAAAGUCACCACUACAUCUGAAUGAGCAGAACUUAUUCCUAGACCAGAUCAAGCAGGGAGUGCAAUUGAAGUCUGUUUCCCAUACUGCAAAAGCAGAAUCUUCCAACUGUUCCAGUAUUGUCACAGCUUUAAUGGAUGUCAUAAAGAAAAGACACAAGGCCAUACAGUCAUCUGAGGACGAAGCAGAAGAUGAUUGGGAUGACUAGCAAUUCUUGAUGGUGUGGUGGACUUGCCACUGAUUUUCAUGUUUUUUAAAAGGCUGUCACUA